Messenger RNA from Filobasidium floriforme, 1403 nucleotides. RefSeq lists its product as uncharacterized. The transcript is spliced from 4 exons. The record is from RefSeq and is a predicted model, not a curated record. Gene Ontology annotation, molecular function: D-amino-acid oxidase activity; FAD binding. The coding region runs from base 75 to 1376 and encodes 433 amino acids. Lineage: Eukaryota; Fungi; Basidiomycota; Tremellomycetes; Filobasidiales; Filobasidiaceae.
CUCACCUAUAUCUUGCCUCCAACCUGUCGCUCGUUUUCUCUAGACGUCUACUCGAGCUACACUGACCUGCCGCUAUGCCAUCGACCGGCCCAUCUCGCAAGACAAAGCCCGACGUCGUCGUCCUCGGGAGCGGCGUCUUGGGUCUAUCCAUCGCCAUCGAACUCGUGAAGAAAGGCCACCUACCGCUCAUCGUAGGCAAGGACCUGGCCGAGGAUGUCAAUAGUACCGGGUUCGCUAGUCCAUGGGCAGGAUGCAACUGGUACUCUUUCGCUGCGAACGACGAUUUCUCCAACCGAAACUACGAUCAGCGGACGUUCGAACGUCUACCCAAGCUCGCCAAAGAGCAUCCGAAUUUGUGCGAGAUGAUCCCCUUUGUGGACGUCUGGAAUGACGGCGAGGUAGAAGACCUCUGGUUCAAGGACCUCGUUCCCGAGUACGAGCGAUGUGGACCCGGACAAGCACCAGCGGGUUACAAACAAGCGAUCAAGUUCAAAUCCUUCAUCCUCCACGCACCCGACUACAUCGCCCACCUCGCCCAAACCCUCCAAAACUCCGGCGUGACAUUCCUCAAACGUCGAGUAUCAGCACUAGACGAAGCCUACAACCUCCAACUCCCAGCGGACCUUGCCGAAAAGUUCGGCCUUUCCGGUGAUGGGUAUAAUGGAAGGCUCUCCGUGGACCUGGUCGUCAACGCUACAGGACUCGGAGCGAAGAGCUUGGUCGGGGUCGAGGACGAUACCGUCUACCCGAUCAGGGGGCAGACGGUGCUCGUCAAGAGCGAUCUGGCGGGAGGAAAGGGGAAGCGGUGUUACAUGGGAACCCGAAAUCUGAACGUCGGAGCUGACGGCAAGCCAUCGGUCCCCGCAUACAUCAUCCCCCGACCCGGACCUAGCAAUCACAUCAUCCUCGGUGGAACUUUCGUGAAAAACGAAUGGUCCACCUCGCCCGACCUAUCCGUCUCCGAACGGAUCUUGCAAGACUGUUUCAAGCUCAACCCGGACCUCGCUGGACCCGAACGACCUGGCCGGGAACGUACAUGGCGGGACAUCGAGGUCGUCAGUCACAACGUCGGGCUCAGACCGGCAAGGGAAGCCGGAGUGCGUGUCGAAUUGGAAGAACGGACGGUCAACUCGCCCGGGGUCGAACAUCCUUUGAUUCCCGGUCCCAAGAACAAGAACAAGAAUCAGGCCGAAAUCGGGAACAAGGAUAAUGCGAAGAGGACGACGAGGAACAAGGUCGCCGUCGUACACGCUUAUGGGAUCGGACCGGCCGGCUUUCAGGCGAGCUUGGGGAUCGCGGAAAAGGCGAGCGGGUUGGCGGACGAUUGGUUACGGGCUGCUACGAGCGAGGGGUCUUCGAUCAGGAGCAAGUUGUAGUAUUACUUAGGAACAGGUUGUAGGCGA